ACUGUGCUUUAGAGGCGGGCAGGACGUUGGUAGUCAGGCAUGCAGAGAGGAAGACAGCUAAACUGUGCCAACAGACAUAAAGUUGUAACAGUGUUUGAAGAAAUGAAUUAGUUACAGGUUGAGUCGUUAGAAGAAGGCAGCGGACAUGGCUGCUGCUGGUGUCUUACUCUUCGUUGCAGUGAGCCUUGCCUGUUUAUCUGUCAGUGGAAACCUGGUCUCUGGAGAAAGAUCUUUCUCUAUAGACUACAAACACAACUGUUUCCUGAAAGAUGGGAAGCCUUUUCAGUACAUCUCUGGCAGCAUCCACUACUCCAGAAUCCCACGCUACUACUGGAGGGACCGGCUUGUAAAGAUGUACAUGACUGGUCUCAAUGCUAUCCAAGUAUAUGUGCCCUGGAACUUCCAUGAAGCAGUACAGGGGGUCCACAACUUCACAGGGGACAGAGAUUUGGAGCAUUUUUUGGAUCUGGCCAAUCAGACGGGUCUCCUGGUCAUCCUGCGUCCGGGACCGUACAUCUGUGCAGAAUGGGAAAUGGGUGGAUUGCCAGCGUGGCUACUUCAGAAACCAAACAUCAUACUUCGCUCUGCAGACACAGAUUAUGCGCAGGCAGUCAGCAACUGGCUUGCUGUUCUCCUCCCCAAAAUGAAGCCGUGGCUCUAUAUCAACGGGGGUAACAUCAUUAGUGUCCAGGUGGAGAAUGAAUAUGGAAGCUACUACGCUUGUGACUACAACUACAUGCGUCACCUGCGGACUCUGUUCCGCUUCUUUCUUGGUGAGGACACUGUCCUCUUCACCACUGAUGGAAACACAGACAAGGAGAUGACAUGUGGGACUCUGGAGGGAUUAUAUGCAACAGUAGACUUUGGCACAGACACCAACGUAACAGAAGCCUUCAGCCGGCAAAGACGGUUUGAACCUCGGGGCCCCCUGGUGAACUCGGAGUUCUACACUGGCUGGUUGGACCACUGGGGAGAUCAGCAUGCUGUGGUUGAUGCUCAGAAGGUCAGCAGGGUGCUAGGAGAAAUGCUAACCAUGGGGGCCAACGUCAACAUGUACAUGUUUGAGGGAGGUACCAACUUCGGCUACUGGAAUGGUGCUGAUCAUGACACUAGGUUCCGCUCAGUGGUGACUAGUUAUGAUUACGACGCCCCACUGUCUGAGGCAGGCGACCCCACUGAGAAGCUGUUGGCCAUCAGAGAUGUCAUUAAGCAGUUUAGAGAUAUUCCGUCUGGACCCAUGCCACCAGCAACUCCCAAAUUUGCCUAUGGCUUUGUUACACUGAGAAAGGUUGGUAACGUCAGCAGUCUGUUAAACACCCUUUCGCCUCUGGGGCCAGUCAAAUCUCAGCAUCCUCUGACAUUUGAAGAGAUGAAACAGUACUAUGGAUACAUGCUGUAUCGGACCACACUGCCCCGGGACCUCUCAGAGCCCACGCCACUUAUCUCUCCACUGAAUGGGGUUCAUGACCGUGCAUAUGUGUCCGUCAAUGGGGUUUUUCGGGGCCUGUUAGAGAGAGACACAGCUCUGGUGAUGAACAUCACUGGACAGCAGGGGGACACUGUGGACAUCCUUGUUGAGAACAUGGGCAGAGUUAACUUUGGCAGCAAGAUCAAUGACUACAAAGGCCUCUUGAGCAACCUGAUCCUGGGUAAAGAUGUACUGACCGAUUGGAAGAUCUACCCUCUGGACAUUGACGGAGCCAUCGCUGCCAGAUGGCCUCAUUCAGACAGUCGAAAGUAUUUCCCCACCCCUCAGAAAGAACCUUUACCUGGACCAGCCAUCUACAUGGGGACAUUACAGCCCAAUGGCUUGGCAUGGGACACCUUUCUCAAGCUUUAUGAAUGGACGAAGGGUCAGGUCUGGAUUAAUGGUGUGAACCUGGGCCGAUACUGGCCGGCCAGGGGCCCUCAACAGACCCUUUAUAUCCCAGGACCCUUGCUCAGCACCUCCCUACCCAACAACAUCACAGUGCUGGAGCUGGAGGGGGCACCGGCACACUUACGAGUUCUGUUUAUGGACCGGCCUCAGCUCAGUGUCCCUGUGCAAUAGUCCUGACAGAGUGCACCGAGUUUUACUUUUUUUUUUUUUCCCCGACAUCCAGCUGGAGAAAUAUUAUAUCCCAAAAGCUGUUUAAAUCACCCUGUAUCAUCAUUAGAAGGUGUGACUGAGUCAGAGUAGAAUUACUCCUCUGGACAAUUCACCUGACAUGGGGAAACUGCGCAGAAGAACAAUACUUUGCUCUGCAUUAUUUCUGUGGCAUCAUUAUUUUUUUACCACUUAAGACUUCAGUGUUUAAUAUGUAGCCAAUUCUUUACCAGUCACAUUCCAGUGUAAACCGCUUUAAACUUUGACACAGCAGCUUCACAGUGAAACAGUGAUCCAAUGAUGAUUUUGUCCUUGAGGUUUAAUAUUCACUGAGGCCUGUGGAAAAAAUAAUAGUGAUCCAUAAACAGUAUUACUCUUUUUUUUUUGCAUUUGCUUUUUAACUUUUUCUGUAAUUGCGGAUACUGUGAAUAAAUUAUAACUUUAUUUCA
Messenger RNA from Lates calcarifer (barramundi perch), 2535 nucleotides. RefSeq names its product galactosidase, beta 1-like (gene glb1l). The record is from RefSeq and is a predicted model, not a curated record. Gene Ontology annotation, molecular function: beta-galactosidase activity. The transcript is spliced from 16 exons. Gene Ontology annotation, cellular component: vacuole. Bases 146 to 2050 code for a protein of 634 amino acids. Lineage: Eukaryota; Metazoa; Chordata; Actinopteri; Centropomidae. Gene Ontology annotation, biological process: carbohydrate metabolic process.